This is a messenger RNA of Coregonus clupeaformis (lake whitefish), 823 nucleotides long. RefSeq names its product PLAC8-like protein 1. Lineage: Eukaryota; Metazoa; Chordata; Actinopteri; Salmoniformes; Salmonidae. The transcript is spliced from 4 exons. The record is from RefSeq and is a predicted model, not a curated record. The coding region runs from base 121 to 468 and encodes 115 amino acids. Gene Ontology annotation, cellular component: cornified envelope.
CUUGUUCACAGCUUUAGUAUCACAACUUCCUGUUAAAGUGUAUCGACACAGAUCCGGAGAGGCUCAGAGCUGCAGACAACGUAGUUUUUAGGUGUUUGAAGCUGACCCCAUUUGAUUGACAUGUCGAACCCAGUCAUCACCCACCAGCCAGGAGCAGGCUCUUAUGGGACAAAUGUGCAGACGGGCGAGUGGAGCACUGGGCUGUGCUCCUGCUGCAGUGACAUCCUAGUCUGUGCUUUGGGCUUCAUCUGCCCACCAGCAUUGAGUUGCUACACAGCUAACAAGUAUGGUGAGAACCCAUGCCUGGGCUGUGUUCCAGGAGGCAUGACAGCCAUGAGGACCCACAUGAGAUUGACCUAUGGGAUUCAGGGGACGAUAUGCAAUGAUGCGUUGAUGACCUGUUGCUGUGGAUUCUUUGAGAUGUGCAGGAUGGCCCGUGAAAUUCGCAUCAGGAAUGGGGACGUUUGACUUGUACAGUCAAUUGAAGACAUUUUCAAGUGGAAGUUAAAUUAAUCUCAUGUCACAUAUUGUUGAUACAAAUUGUAAUGUACUUUUGUUUUGUUUAAAUUUGACCCCCUACCCCCAAACAGUCCUGCUCUAAGAAUUCAUAGCACCAUGUAUGAACAUAAGAUGUGGUCCUCUGUAGCUCAGCUGGUAGAGCACGGCGCUUGAAACGCCAAGGUAGUGGGUUCGAUCCCCGGGACCACCCAUACACAAAAAUGUAUGCACGCAUGACUGUAAGUCGCUUUGUAUAAAAGCGUCUGCUAAAUGGCAUAUUAUUAUUAUUAUUAUUAUGUACAAUAAAGUUCUGUUUUUUCUUGUC